This is a messenger RNA of Ficedula albicollis (Collared flycatcher), 2079 nucleotides long. RefSeq names its product dishevelled segment polarity protein 1 (gene DVL1). The record is from RefSeq and is a predicted model, not a curated record. The transcript is spliced from 16 exons. The annotation marks the transcript as partial. Gene Ontology annotation, biological process: intracellular signal transduction; canonical Wnt signaling pathway. Gene Ontology annotation, molecular function: frizzled binding. Gene Ontology annotation, cellular component: cytosol. NCBI's taxonomy places the organism in Eukaryota, Metazoa, Chordata, Aves, Passeriformes, Muscicapidae.
CGAGGCCCGGGCCGGCCGCCCCCGCUCCGCUCGCCCAUGGCGGAGACCAAGAUCAUCUACCACAUCGACGAGGAGGAGACGCCGUACCUGGUGAAGCUGCCCGUGCCGCCGGAGAAAGUCACGCUGGCCGAUUUCAAAAAUGUCCUCAGCAACCGGCCCGUGCACAGCUACAAGUUCUUCUUCAAGUCCAUGGACCAGGAUUUCGGGGUGGUGAAGGAAGAGAUCUCAGAUGACAAUGCAAAGCUCCCCUGCUUCAAUGGAAGAGUGGUGUCCUGGCUGGUCCUGGCUGAAAGCUCCCACUCUGACACAGGUUCCCAGUGCACUGAGAGCCACCCUGACCUGCCACCACCCCUGGAGAGGACAGGAGGCAUUGGAGACUCCCGGCCCCCAUCAUUCCACCCCAACGCUGGCAGCAGCCGGGACGGGCUGGACAACGACACCGGAGCGGAGUCGGCGCUGAGCCACCGGCGGGGGGGGCACCGCCGCAGGAACCGCGAGGGACACGAGGACGCCCCCAGGAUCAAUGGGCACCCCAAGCUGGACAGGCACCGGGAGCACCCCCCUGGCUAUGACAGCUCCUCCACCAUGCUGAGCAGUGAGCUGGAGUCCAGCAGCUUCAUCGACUCUGAGGAGGAUGACAACACCAGCAGGCUGAGCAGCUCCACGGAGCAGAGCACUUCCUCACGGCUCAUCCGCAAGCACAAGCGCCGGAGGAGGAAACAGAGGAUGCGGCAGAUUGACAGGUCGUCCUCGUUCAGCAGCAUCACAGACUCCACCAUGUCCCUAAACAUCAUCACUGUCACACUCAACAUGGAAAAGUACAACUUCCUGGGCAUCAGCAUUGUGGGACAGAGCAACGACCGGGGCGAUGGUGGCAUCUACAUCGGCUCCAUCAUGAAAGGAGGGGCGGUGGCAGCGGACGGGCGCAUCGAGCCGGGGGACAUGCUGCUGCAGGUGAAUGAUGUCAAUUUUGAGAACAUGAGCAAUGACGAUGCCGUUCGGGUUUUAAGGGAAAUAGUCUCCAAACCAGGACCUAUCAGCCUAACAGUAGCCAAAUGCUGGGACCCUACUCCCAGGAGUUAUUUCACCAUCCCCAGGGCUGAGCCGGUGCGGCCGAUCGACCCCGCGGCGUGGAUCUCUCAUACCACGGCCAUGACGGGAGCGUACCCCCGUUACGGUAUGAGCCCCUCCAUGAGCAUCACCACAUCUACCAGCUCCUCACUAACAAGCUCAAUUCCCGAGUCGGAAAAAUUAGAAGAAUCUCCUUUAACUGUGAAGAGUGACAUGGCUACUAUUGUCAAGGUCAUGCAGCUGCCAGACUCAGGCCUUGAAAUUCGGGACAGGAUGUGGUUAAAAAUCACCAUCUCCAAUGCAGUGAUAGGAGCAGACGUGGUGGACUGGCUUUACACCCACGUGGAAGGCUUCAAGGACCGGCGGGAGGCCAGGAAAUACGCCAGCAGCAUGCUGAAACACGGCUACCUCAGGCACACUGUGAACAAAAUCACCUUCUCAGAGCAGUGCUACUAUGUCUUUGGAGACCUCUGUGGCAAUCUGGCUGCACUGAACCUGAACAACGGUUCCAGCGGCGCCUCGGACCAGGACACCUUGGCUCCUCUGCCACAUCCUGCUGCUCCCUGGCCCUUGGCUCAGGGAUAUCCCUACCAGUACCCUCUGCCCCCUCCUUGCUUCCCACCAGCCUACCAAGACCCAGGCUUUAGCUAUGGCAGUGGCAGUGCAGGCAGCCAGCAGAGUGAAGGGAGCAAAAGCAGCGGCUCCAACCGCAGCACCAGCGAGACCAGCAGGAGAGCAGCGGGCAGGGAGAAGGAGCGCAAAUCGGGCGGCAGCGGCAGCGAGUCGGAGCCGGGAGCGCGGCGGGAGCGGCCGCUCAGCCAGCUCAGCCACAGCGACAGGAGCCACCAGAGCCACCAGAGCCACCACUCCUACGGCCCCCCGGGGGUGCCCCCCUUGUACAGCCUGCCCAAACUGGGCUCCAAAGCGCUGGGCGGCGGCAGCAGCGGCCCCCCCGGGGCGCCCCCGGUGCGGGAGCUGAGCGCCGUGCCGCCCGAGCUCACCGGGACC